This is a messenger RNA of Letharia lupina, 909 nucleotides long. RefSeq lists its product as uncharacterized. The transcript has a single exon. The record is from RefSeq and is a predicted model, not a curated record. The coding region runs from base 1 to 909 and encodes 302 amino acids. NCBI's taxonomy places the organism in Eukaryota, Fungi, Ascomycota, Lecanoromycetes, Lecanorales, Parmeliaceae.
AUGGAGUCAGCCGUCACCGCAGAACCCAAUUGGAGCCGGCCAAGCCUCACCACCUUGCCGCGGGAAAUUCGGAACCAGAUCUAUCGCCAUCUCGUCGUCAGCUCUAAACCAAUCAAAGUGUGCUAUGAUUACGAUUCCUUAUGGCUAUAUCUGAAAGCCGGGAGGCAAAACAGAGACGUCAGCACUGAGUUCCUUUGCCAUGCGGUAGAGGGUUCCGAAAUUGCAGUUGAGGUCUACGAGGAGUUCUUUCGCAAUAACACCUUCGACUGCGGCAGCUGUGAGAACUUACGACGAUUUUUGACCACUACCACCACCCGCUUCAACUUUCAUAACAACUUGUUUCCUGAUACGUCGAACCACGGGUACCUGAAGUUUGAAAAAAAACCGUGGAUACGCAAGGUGCAAGUUUCAAUCUUCUCCAACGUCCUCGAGCGCAAGCUUUCCGGACAUCUGACACAUCUUUUGGGGUGCUCCCAUCUGCAACAGGUCGAAAUCAUAGUCUUCGGGCUUACCAGCCAAAGCUAUGAGAUCAAUCCUGUCGAUCGGACUAUUGAAGCAAUUGCGAGACUGUGCAAGAGCAUCCGCGGUAAGAUCGGGGGUGGACUCAUUGUCAAGGUACAAAAAGAUUGGGGCGAGGCUCCAUCGGCAUCGUCGAUGGGUCAUGCCAUGAUCAGCAACCCCGAAUUAGAGAGUGUGAGCUGGAUGUGGGAGGAGCCUAGCGAGGAGGCCAGAGGAAGAUUCAGGAAGGGGCUUGGGACACAUAAAGAGAAGAUUCAAGUGCUUAUGUCCGCAGGAUGGGCAGAGAAGAAGGGGAAAGUAGGAGCUUGGGCAAAACAUUGGCGCGAAGACCGCAAUGAACAGCAGCAGUUGAAGAAGUCCCAACUCAGAAUGCUGCAGGAGGAAACUUGA